This is a messenger RNA of Xenopus tropicalis (tropical clawed frog), 2891 nucleotides long. It is a transcript of the gene znf177, whose product is annotated as zinc finger protein 177. The record is from RefSeq and is a predicted model, not a curated record. Bases 302 to 1936 code for a protein of 544 amino acids. NCBI's taxonomy places the organism in Eukaryota, Metazoa, Chordata, Amphibia, Anura, Pipidae. Gene Ontology annotation, cellular component: nucleus. Gene Ontology annotation, biological process: regulation of DNA-templated transcription. The transcript has 11 exons.
GGAUUUGUGGUUCUAUGGAUUUCGGGUUUUUUUUGUUCCAGUGUAGUCCUGUCAGUUCAAAGCUUUCGGCUUCAAUCCCAGUUGAACUGGCGCACUAGUUAUCCUAAGCAGUCAGCUGUGAAGGGGUCACUGUCGCCCUGGCAGCGCCCAAAGCAGUGUGUGGUAAAAGGUAAAAAAAAGAAGCCAGGCCAAAACUUGAUUACAAAAUGCUUUCAACAGUCAGAAGAAGGGGUACACAAAUACUAUUUUCACUUGCGUUUACAAGAAAAAGAAACCCCAUAAAACAUCUAGCAACUAAGACAUGGCACCAACUAUGCAUAAAAGAGAAAUCUCAAAAAGAAAUAAGAUCAAAGGAGAAAUUAAGACUUGUACUGCAUCAAUAAAGAGGAGUCCCUCCCCUGUGAUGAUCGAGACAACGACAUCUAUCGGGUUUAAUGAAGUUGCUGUCUACUUUUCUGAAGAAGAAUGGAGAAAUUUAGAGUUAUGGCAAAAAGAGCUGUACAGUAAUGUGAUGAGGGAAAUUCACACUACUCUAAUCUCGCUAGGUUAUACUAUUGCUCAUCCUGAUGUUCUUUGCCGAAUUAGAAAAGAUCAAGAUCCAUAUAUUAGUAGCCUGGAAGAAGAAAGGAAAACUUCUUGUUUUCCCUCCACCAGUUCUUCGGUUCUCAGUCCUGACAUCUUAUUCAGGAUUAAGUAUGAUGAUGUUCCUAGUUGCUCUGAAGAUGAAAGUGAAACAACAAAUUACCCUAUAUCAGAAGAACCUGUAUCAGAGGCCACCCAGUUGCCAAACUUGAAGGAAGUCCCACCUGGCUUUGGCUGCCUUUUGGAAAAUACUGGCAUUUCUGUAAAAGAAGAAGAGUAUAACAGUGACCAGGAAAAUAUUGAUGACGAUGAUAAUAAGUUUGACAGUGAUGACGUGAAAGGUGAUGAUGAAGAAAGUGCUAAUCCCAAAGCAGAAGACAUAAAUCAGCUGAUUUUCAAUCCAAAUUUAUCUCUCUGGAUAAAACACGUGGAUGAGUCUUCAGAAUCUCAAGACGUACAAAAUUCUUGUGUUGGAGUUGAUGAUUCAAUCCGAAAAGAGGAGAAUGGUGCAAUAGCUUCUGUCAAACCGGCAAUGCAGAAAACCUACUUGGAGCAUUUCUCAAACAAGGAAAAUUCUAAUGAGGACAAGUUGCCCUUUGGACAACAAAAGGUUCCUACAGUCAAUAGACCAGAAAGUAAUACAAAAGGGGAAGAAAGCCUCCUCUCCAUCGUGCUUAAGAGGGCAAAUGCCGGCAGCCUGUACCCUCCAAAUUACCUGUAUUUUAAUAACUAUAAAUGCUCAGAAUACACCAAAGGUAUCCCAAGACUUGCUGAAAAAGAGACGUUUUGCAGUACCAACACGUCAAGUUUGCAGACAUCAAAAAGCAAUGACAUUCUUAGCAGUUUUCAGUCAGUGAAGUCUGUGCCCGGAUUCCGAACCAUUCAGGAAAUAGACAAACCGUACAGAUGUACCGUAUGUGAGAAGACGUUCAAAACUAUAGGUAUUCUUAACGUUCACAUGAAAACGCACACUUAUGUCCGACCAUAUCAGUGUAAUGAAUGUGGCAAAAGCUUUCGUGACAACUGGAAUUUAAAAGUCCACCAGAAAAUACACACAGGCGAGACGCCGUACAAAUGCGCCAUAUGUGAAAAGGGCUUUAUUCAGUAUGCUACUUACAUGAAGCACCAACGCAUUCACACUGGGGAGAAACCAUACGUCUGCUGUUACUGUGACAAAAGCUUUACAAACAGUUCCAACCUAGUCAGGCACCACCGAACACACACAGGGGAGAAGCCAUAUAUCUGUGUAGAGUGUGGCAAAAGCUUCAGUUAUAACACAAGUCUCAUUCAACACAAACAAAUCCAUAAAAUAGACCCUGUAGAGAGUGGAAAGAUAAAUUCUGAGAAAAAAUGAGUCUUGGUUUUAGGGGUGGAGGGUUACUGUGAUGCUGCUUCCCACAUUAUAAAACACUUGUUAAUUAUGAUUACUAAUGUAAGAUAUUUGCACAUGUUUCAGAAAAAUGUCCUAUUGCUGAGGGUAUUGAAUACAUUUCACUUUGAUUUGAAGCUGCAUUAACCAAUUGAACUACAGAGGCACAAGCCAAUCACACAACAGGAAGAGUACUUUAAGUAACAAAGUAUAGUCAGAUGGUGUAUCACAAACAAGUGUAGCUACAAAGCAGUGAUCCCCAACGAGUGGCACGAGACCAACAUGUUGCUCACCAACCCCUUGAGUGUUUCUCCCAGUGGCCUCAAAGCAGGUGCUUAUUUUUGAAAUCCUGGCUGGGGCAAGUUUUGGUUGCAUAAAAACCCAGUGUACUGCCAAACUGAACCUUCUGUAGGCUGCCAGUCUACAUAGGAGCUAUCAAAUAGCCAAUCAUAGCACAUUGGCACCCUGGAUAUUUUUUCAUGCUUGUGUUGCUCCCUAACACUUUGUCCCAUUUGAAUGUUGCUAAUGCAUAUAAAAAGAUUAGGGUCCCCUGCUAUAGAGGAAGCAGCCCUGUGAAUGCUGAGCAACCCACUAAUAGGCAGCUUCAUCAAUAAUGUUUUAUUCCUAAAAUUUAGGUUUGCCCUAAAAGGCUUUUGCUGUAGGGCCCAGUAUCUUAUUGCAAUCCUCAAAUCUAGGACUGAGAAUUAUGUCUGCAUGAUAACUGCUCUGCUGCCUCCUACAUGCAUGGAACUGUUACAAAAGAUCCCAGUAUUACUUUGAAAUCCUGAAUAAUUAGGCUUGUAAUCAUGGGAGUAAUCAAUACAGAUGGUACAAGCUGUACUGAUGAACAAUACCCGGAUUUACUAAAGCUCACAGAUGUGUAUGACAUGUAUAUAUUAUGUAUGGAGUGUGUGGAAUAAAGUGCCAAACUGGAUAUUAA